UAAUUUUGUCCAGUACUAUAUGUGUUUGUUAAUUUUGUUAAAUUUAGUUGAAUGAAUAUACAUUCUUUUCAACCCAAGAGAUCAUAACACGUUAAGCGUUAAUGACAAACAAAGGUUUAAUAUUUGAAACAGUUGUUUCAAUGGAAUGCAGUCUGUAGUUUCCCCACGGGAAUAAAUGCAGCCUGGAAUAGCCCCAUGGUCAGAGUCUAGUUUGAUCCCUGUAUAGGGGAAUCAUAACUCUUUCCUCGCAAUAUCUCAAAAUCCCGUUAGAUAAUAUUUCACUCUCUUUCCAUGCAUGCCUUUAAAGUGCUCAGAAUGCGCUUAUUUCAUAUGUUUGUGCGUAAAUUAUACGCAAUUUUGAUAGUUUGGAACAGCCUUCCGCCUUUGGCGUCACAUGACACUGUAUUUGAGUUGCAUUUAAAAGUCACGGGAAAUAUAAACAUAGCUUCAAUGUUAUGAAGAAGUAUUUUACAGUUGAAUUUUAGGACACUUCUACGACGCGGACAUUUUAUCUGUUAAAAAAACAGACUGUCUGAUAUAAUACGUAUCCGUACGUUUUUUGUUUUUUAUUUCCCCGAGGUUUCAGUCUUUUCAAAACCUGAUGGUUGUGCUAUAGACCCUGAACGCCGCAUGACACAACAACGAAGAUGGCGUGUUGUGGAAACUGUUUUUGUUGCCAAUGUUGCUGCAGAGAAGGAGAGACACGAACUCCAGAAGAACUGACAAUCCUUGGGGAAAUCCGAGAUGAAGAAGAUGAGAUUCUACCCAGGAAAGACUAUGAGAGCUUGGAUUAUGACCGGUGCAUCAAUGAGCCCUAUGUGGAGGUUCUGGAGGGGAUGGACAACAGGAAAGCCAAAAAGUAUGAAGCAGUACGGUGGAUGAUGGUUUUCACUAUUGGAGUCACAGUGGGUCUGGUGGGCCUUUUUGUGGAUUUCUUUGUACGCCUCUUCACCAAACUCAAAUUUACUCUGGUUGGGGACUCUGUAGAGAAGUGCAGUGACAAAGGCUGUCUCCCUCUGUCUCUGCUGGAGCUCUUGGCAUUCAACAUGACCUUCGUCUUCAUUGCCAGUGUGCUUGUCCUCAUUGAGCCAGUGGCUACAGGUUCGGGGAUCCCAGAAAUUAAAAGUUACUUGAAUGGUGUGAAAAUUCCUGGAAUUGUCCGGCUGCGAACCUUUCUAUGCAAAGCAGCAGGAGUUCUGUUCAGUGUGGCUGGAGGUCUGUUUGUUGGGAAAGAAGGUCCGAUGAUUCACAGUGGAGCCAUUGUGGGAGCAGGCCUUCCUCAGUUUCAGAGCAUCACUUUCAAGAGGAUCAAAUUUGAUUUUCCCUAUUUCCGAAGUGACAGGGACAAGCGAGACUUUGUGUCAGCAGGUGCUGCUGCUGGAGUAGCUGCUGCUUUUGGCGCUCCUAUAGGUGGCACCCUCUUCAGUCUGGAGGAAGGCUCCUCUUUUUGGAACCAGGCCCUCACAUGGAAAGUGCUCUUCUGUUCCAUGUCGGCCACUUUCACCCUCAACUUCUUCCGUUCAGGGAUCAACUUCAGUAAGUGGGGCUCCUUCCAGCUGCCUGGUCUGCUCAACUUUGGAGAGUUCAAGUGUCCAGAUGGUGAUAAGAACUGCCACCUGUGGACAGCUGUGGACCUGGCUUUCUUUGUCCUGAUGGGGGUGGCGGGCGGCCUGCUGGGGGCACUCUUCAACUGCAUGAACAAGUGCUUGGCCAAGUAUCGCAUCAGACACAUCCACCCCAAGGCCAAGUUUAUCAGAGUUCUAGAGAGUCUGCUGGUUACCAUGGUGACAACAGUGGUGAUAUUUGCAGCUUCCAUGCUGUUAGGUGAAUGUCGUGACCUGUCCUCCCCCACAACUCAUAACACUACAUUCUCCGGCAGUGAGGACAUAAAUUCCACCAUCCGCCAGUUCUUCUGUACCAACAAGACUUACAAUGAUAUGGCCACGUUGUUCUUCAACCCACAGGAGGCUGCCAUCCACCAACUCUUUCACCAGGAUGGUACCUUCAGCCCGGUGACUCUAUCAGUGUUCUUCCUACUGUAUUUCCUAUUGGCCUGUUGGACCUACGGCGUGUCUGUACCCAGCGGUCUCUUUGUCCCCUCAUUGCUCUGUGGGGCAGCUUUUGGACGUCUGGUUGCCAACAUCCUCAGAGUGAAACUGGGAAUGGACAUCUACUCAGGAACAUUUGCUCUCAUUGGAGCUGCUGCCUUCCUCGGAGGCGUGGUCAGAAUGACCAUUAGUCUGACUGUGAUCCUCAUUGAAUCCACUAAUGAAAUCACAUAUGGACUUCCCAUCAUGAUCACUCUAAUGGUUGCCAAGUGGACUGGAGAUUUCUUCAACAAGGGCAUCUAUGACAUCCACAUCCAGCUAAGAGGAGUGCCUCUGCUGGAGUGGGAGACUGAAGUUGAGAUGGACAAGCUGACAGCUAGUGAUAUCAUGGAGCCCAACUUGACCUAUGUGUACCCCCACACCCGAGUCCAGUCUCUUGUCAGCAUCCUGCGCACCACAGUCUACCACGCCUUCCCUGUGGUCACUGAAAACCGCCAGAAUGAGCGGGACUUCAUGAAGGGCAAUAUUCUGGUCAGCAACAACAUCCGCUUCAAGAAAUCCAGUGUUGUGUCCCGUGCGGGGGAACAGCGACGCCGCUGCCAGUCCAUGAAGUCGUACCCAUCCAGUGAGCUGAGGAACGUGUGUGACGAACAGAGCGUCGUGGUAGAGCCCGCAGAGGAGGGAGAGGACCUGCUGCAGCAAAUGUUAGAGAGGAGGCAUGCUCCCUACCCCAACCUGUACCCAGAUCAGUCUCCCAGUGAGGAGUGGACCAUGGAGGAGCGUUUCAGACCGCUCACCUUCCACGGCCUCAUCCUGCGCUCUCAGCUGGUCAACCUGCUAAUCAGAGGAGUCUGCUACGCUGAGAACCAGUCGAGUGCCACCCAGCCCAGGUUAUCCUAUGCAGAGAUGACUGAAGAUUACCCACGUUAUCCUGACAUCCAUGACUUAGACCUCGCCCUGCUCAACCCCCGCAUGAUAGUGGAUGUCACCCCAUACAUGAACCCAUGUCCCUACACAGUGUCACCCAACACCCGCAUCUCCCAAGUCUUCAACCUGUUCAGGACCAUGGGCCUGCGACACUUGCCAGUGGUCAAUGCUGUCGGAGAAAUUGUUGGAAUAAUCACAAGACAUAAUUUAACUCACGAGUUCCUUGUGGCCAAACUGCGACAGCACUACAUCACUGUUUGACCUGACUCAGGACGCCCUACUGCUAUUCAGAUCCAAACUCUGUUCAGCCUAGUCCUGAGCCUUUGUCUCUGUCCAUUCCUAAUAGCAUGUAGACAUUCCUAAACAUAUGCAGGACAUUCACAACCAUUCACACAUCGUCUGUGGUACAUUAGGGAACACAGUUCUCCUGUAAGUGAAACCAAGUCUUACAUUUUCAGUGUUGAGGAAUUGUCAGCCUUCCUCCAGCCUAGUCUCAGAUCCACUGCUUCUCGAUGCUGGGACUGGGACCACAAAAUAUGGCUGUCAUAGAACCAUAUUUGACUAAACUCACAUCCACCACCAUACUGAUGGACUGAUGGCUGAUAAUUCAUGAACACUAGCUGUGCAUUCAGACUGUGAGCAACAGCGGGGUCUUUCUGUUUUGACACAACAACACUAGAGGAUCUUAAAGCAUUAAGCUUAAAGCAUUAGCAAUCGCUGCAAUUAGAUUUUGUCAAUCGUUAACAUAAUUGGGGAAGUACUAAAAGGUUAGCAAAAUAGCCUUGCUAGCAGCAGCAAGCUCUAGUUUGUUGAUUGUGUCAACAUGAGUCAUGUUCAUGAUACUCAUAUCAUAUUCAUUCAACUUUAGUUGUGCCCCACAUUUUAUUCCCUGGUUAUAAUGCCAUCCUCACCCCAAAGCUUCCAGAGGGCCUGCACCCUAAUUUGAGAUCCACUGUCACAGAAGGAUAGAAGUGAAAAUAAAGACUGAAAAACAGCAACAGCAGCUCACUCAAUGUAGGUUUGCAGAUAAACGUUGGUGGCAAUAGAAUAGUUCAGUGAUUCAAAUAAAUCUGAUGUUGAGCACAUUGACACUGGUGGUUGGAGACACAGUCAACCAACCAGAGCUUUGCAGACAGAAUUCACAAUGAAGAAGUCAUUGUCUUUUACACAGCCUUCUGCCUACCAAAGUACAUCCACUAAAAACCAAAUCUAAAAUAGUUAUAAAAUGUCAACAAGUUUGGAUGACACUGAUGUAACUGUGCAGGUUGUUGUAGUCAGAAUUGCACUUGCAGAAAUGACUGCAUUCUUUUUCAGUCAUCAUGAAAAAGUGAAGGAAUUUAAGGUUCCUGCAGUCACCAUCACAGCUUCUGUGUUAUUUAAAAUGACAUUAAGGAAAGAUACUUAAAAAUGUGAUAUUCUACCAGUGUCUAUCUUACACACUUCCUACUGAAUGAAGAAAAGUAGCAAACUGUGCUGUACAGAUACAGUAAUCAUGAACCACCUGAGAAGUAACUGAAAGGGCAUUUUAGUUUUGACACUAUACAUGGAAAGUUGUAGGUAGAGGUAAGGCUGUUUGCUGCAUCUGCAUCUUAGAUUAGGACAGGUACGUGUUAGUUUGAAUUAGUUUGAACCUGCAUGUUGGAAAAAGUGACAGCUCCAGUGACUUGUUGACGCAGUUGCUCACAGUUUGAAGCCUGUGGUACAGCAAACUACCAAAAUGAAAGGGCAGUUUCCUUACUACCUUCAGAAUCGUUCUUUUGACCUUUUGAAGAUGCUUUAUCAUUGUUGUCACUGUAGCACUUUUAUUUUUGACUAUUGUACAUUUUAAUUUUCUGUGUAAGUAACUGGAACAUAUGCACUAAAAACAGGCCGACAUUCCCUCACGGCCUGCAACUAAACUAGACUUCAGUAGUUCUUGGAAGUGGAGUUUGCCCAGUGACCAUGUCAGUUCAUUCCAAGCAGGACAUACGGCAACGUUUUCUAACCACGUCAGCAGUCUGUAAAUUCAUUAUGAUUGUUUUGCACAUAUGAUACGUAGUAAUAUUUUCACUGUCAUUCUGUCAGUUCAGUGUUAGAUUGUGCCAAGGCGAAGAGGACUGUGGAUUUGACCGUUUCCAGUAACAUUAAAACCAGUUACUGGUCUUAAUAUUGUGACUGUGUGUUGACCAAGGUUUUGUUAUAUGAUACAGAAUUGAAAGGACUGGAUUUUUGAAUGACAAACAGCACAAGUCCCAUUUUGCUAAAACUAAUAUUUAAACAGUUUCAUUUCAUUCAUUCAACAGUUAGUACUCUGACAUUAGAUUUUCAGCAGUAUAGUAUCUUUUUGGCCAGUUGUCCUAGUAUUUCAUUGUCAUUCCUUGAAGGGAUCAAAAAUGUGAAGCAAAGACAAGUAAAAGUAAGUUUUAAAUUAAUUGAUGGACAUGAAGUCCACCAUGUGUCAGGUUGAUGGAUUAUUAGCAUCCAUCCAUCCACACAUAUUUGUACAUCAGUAAUCCCUUAUCUGCUUUAUGUUUUAUUUAAGAGAUUAUUUUUUAUACAAUUUUAUUUUUAUGAUUUGCUGCCUGUGCUGUGAAUGACUCAGUGCCAUGCAAUUGCAUUUCUGUCUGAGCUAAUUUUAUUGUUUACCCAUUUUAAAUACUGUAUGGUCUGCAGUGUAUGAGAUUCAGAGAGAAACAGAGGAGAGUAUGUCCUCCUGUGAAUUGAGACCUCAUGGGCUGUUUGCCAAAUACUUUUUGUGUCACUUGACUUACGUGGAGACUUAACGCCCUGUGCUUGCUAGGAGUUUGUAGUUUCUACAAAUGUAGGAAAAAGGCACAUGGCAAAAAAGUUGCAGCCAUGGAACAAAGAAGCAGAGAACUCUGUCUUGUGCCUUUAUUAUUGUUAAAAUAAAGGUCCUUCUGUUUUCUCAAUCACACAAAGUGUGUCUGCAUAUAUUUUUGUGUAAAAACAUAGAUGAGGCUUUAUAUACUUAACCAUACUAACUUAACUAAAGUAUGUAAUAUGUUAACUAGUCUAGAGCUAAGUGGAUUAAUGGAUUAAUUCAUGUGUGGAUUAAUAGAAAAAUAAUCAGCAACUAUUUUGUCAGUCAAUUAAUUGAUAAAUCUAGAAAAUAAUCAGCAGAUGAAUUGAUAAUGACAAUUGUCAGUUGCUGCACACUGAGAGUGACAAACUGAAGUGUACUGAAACUGGAUGACAAGUAUAUGACAGGAUUUUAAUGUGUGCUGUUGCUCUUAUCAAAGACAUUUUUCUUCUUUUUGUGUAAUUUAAUUUGCAGUGGUGUACAAUGUGACGUACACAUAUAUAUAUACAGUAUAUCCAUUGAUACACAUAAUAAUCGGAGCCUGUCAGUGGUGAAAAUAAGCACUUUAGUGGAAGUACUUUUACAUUGGAUUACACUGCAGCAGUUGUUUGUGGUGGCCUGGUGCACUGUUCUUGCUCAAUACUACACAGAUUCCAAAUAUUGGUGUCCCUAACAAUCAUUUACUGUCAAAAGAUGGGAACAAAGAUCAUCCUGUUAUCCUUAAAGGUUAGGUAUGCUGAUGGUUAAAGUAAACCGUAAGAGGUGAGAAAUAAAUUUAUUCAAUGAA
Molecule: messenger RNA, 6562 nt
Organism: Lates calcarifer (barramundi perch)
Lineage: Eukaryota; Metazoa; Chordata; Actinopteri; Centropomidae
Gene: clcn6
Product: chloride channel 6
Biological process (GO): chloride transport; transmembrane transport
Cellular component (GO): lysosomal membrane; intracellular membrane-bounded organelle
Molecular function (GO): voltage-gated chloride channel activity
Source: RefSeq, a predicted model, not a curated record